UUUUAUGACUUUUUAAAUAUUUUUCUUAUUUUAUGAAAUAAAAUUAUUUAUAGGGCAUGCGCUACUAGGGAUCAAUCCCGCACGGGUUAUUGCAGGUAAAACGCAUUAUAUGGAUUUUCACAAUUGUAGACGUUAUUUUUAGCGAAAUGAUUCAGGUUUAUUUAUUUCUGCAAACUUAGUAAACUCUGGAUUGGCUCAUCAUCUCUGUUUGUUUUGUUGAUCCUGAAAUACCUUAAUUCUCUUGAUUAAAUUGAUGGAAACAAAGUAGUUGAUUGUGAUUUUUUCUAUGCGAGAGACGUUCCUUAUCCGGAAAUACUGUUUUGGAUGUUUUCUUUGGUGUUGCUCCAAGAUUUCUGUUGAGAUACAUAAUCUGCUGUGUCGGGUCGGCAUGAUCCGUUGACUUAGUCGUGUCGUGUCGUGAUUCAAAACCUCCUUAAUUGGUUAGGUUUCCUGAGAGUUGUAAAUCGGCUUAAUUUUUGCUGUUGUAGUGGGUCUUAGGGUCUGUUCUAGUAUUGUCCGAUACGGGUACCGUAUUGCAUAGUGAAAGUGUCGGUGAUUCAAAACCUCCUUCACCGUCUAAAACCCUUAGCAGAGAAUACGGCAUGGAGCACGAUUGCAGUAAUUCUAAUAUUGAAGAAGAAGAAGGGAGAAGAAGAAUGGAGACGAGAGAGGAGCGUGGGGACAGCUUAGGAGGGGAGGCAGAGGAGGAAGAUGGUGAAAACCUUUCAAUCCCAAGGGGUGGACCCAUUUACGUUCCCAAUCUGGUGGGUCCCCUCUUGCCGGUUCCCCAGUUUAGGGAUUCUCUUCGCUGUCAACUUCAGAAACUAAAAGCGGAACUAUCUUGUUCUGAUCCGUCUCAACAAUGUGAGGAAGAUAUUUCGGUCGAUGAGCUUAAAAUUUUGAGUGAAGAAGAAUUAGUGGAUAUGGCUAUGAAGGAAGCAUUUCAGCAGGACGAAGAGGAUUUUGAAAAUCCUUUGCAACCUUCAGAAGAGCCCUCUUCCUCUGCAAAGAGAUCAAGCAAUCCUCCUUCGGUAAUCGAAUGCGCUAAAGGUAACAACUCAAGGAAGAGAAAGAAAGAUAGCAACUCAAGGAAGGGAAAGAAAACAAAGGCAAACAGUCAUGCCGUUGAGAGUAGUUAUACUGCAAAGGUGGAGCAAUUUGUGAAAGUCAAACAAAAGCAGGAUGAAGACAAAGCAGCAGCAAGACUGCAUUCAUUCAAUGCUAGUUGCAAGAUCAAUGAAUGUGCCAUUACAUUAUUAGAAAGAACAGAAAGGAUGAAAUCUCUCCGGUUUACAAAUUCUGCAACAACGGUGAAAUCAGCAAGUACUGGGAAACACAUUGCUGUGCGGUAUUCAGAUGUUGUUCUUUCUGUCGAGGUUUACCAUAACUCACGGAAGUGGGUAAAGACUCAAGAAUUUUUGGUCCUAGGACAACAAAGCUUGACUGAACUGAGGGAUAAAAUCUAUUGUUUAACCGACCAGGUGAUGCAAAAGGCUGGGCAGCAUGAUCCUUCUGGAUAUUUUCUUGUAGAAGAUGUAUUCUAUAAUGAUUUGAGGGAUCCCUCUGCUAUAGAUUAUAGUAAACCUAUAUUUGAUUGGCUCAGAAACUCUAGGGCUGAUGCUCUUAAAAAAUGGGAAUGCAUCAUAACAGGGGAAUUACCACAGAAGCAGAAAGCAAUUGUAGGUGAUGAUGUUACAGGCCUACAAUUGCCUCAGUUCAAAGCUGUUAACAUGCACAGGAAUGACAGAAUACAGUUUUGUGACUUGGGAUUUCGACUUGGUGCUGGAUAUCUCUAUUGUCACCAGGGAGACUGCAAGCAUACAAUCAUUAUAAGAGACAUGAGAUUAGUUCAUCCAGAGGACGUGCAGAACCGAGCUGCUUAUCCAAUAGUUGUAUUUCAGUUAAAAUUUCGUGUGCAGAAAUGCGAUGUCUGUAAUAUACAUAGAGCUGCAAAGGUGACAGUUGAUGACAAGUUGGCCCCGGAGAACCCGUGCUAUUUUUGUAGAGACUGUUAUUUUCUUCUUCACUAUGGAAAGGAUGAGUCUCUGCUGUAUAGUGACUUCUCAGUUUACGAUUAUCAACAUGAUUGAUGUUGAUUUUCAGCUGAAGGUCAACCUCUAUUUGUUGCAUUAUAAAAAGUAGUUUUGAUACAUGUUAGUGUCAUACAUGUGAAGUGGAUCUUAUUGUUGGAAUGGAAUUGGUAAAGCCGAAGUACUCAGACAUGCA
Molecule: messenger RNA, 2226 nt
Organism: Alnus glutinosa
Lineage: Eukaryota; Viridiplantae; Streptophyta; Magnoliopsida; Fagales; Betulaceae
Product: snRNA-activating protein complex subunit-like
Exons: 11
Coding region: 603-2090 (495 amino acids)
Biological process (GO): snRNA transcription by RNA polymerase II; snRNA transcription by RNA polymerase III
Cellular component (GO): snRNA-activating protein complex
Molecular function (GO): RNA polymerase II cis-regulatory region sequence-specific DNA binding; RNA polymerase III type 3 promoter sequence-specific DNA binding; bent DNA binding
Source: RefSeq, a predicted model, not a curated record